UGAGUGCGGGUCUUGAUGGAUGCACCUGCCAGAGCUAGAAGCUAGCAGAAGGGUGCGCCGGCCUCGUCUUGAAUGGUCGGAGGUCUCUAGGAGUCCUCAGGACGCCUUCUCUCUCACUUACACACCCCUGGCCUCACGUAUUAGGCGUCCCCCCAAAAGACGGUGAGCCGGUGCGGGAGGGUGAAGGUGGACGUAGCUCACGCCCACGCAGACCUCAGGGGAGCCAAAGCUGCUUUUCUCAGCUAACGGAGAGCACGAAGAAGAGGCAGAGAAGAUACAUCCUGAAAUCCUAGGAGAAUUCUACCAUUUUCUUCCCCUCCUUGAAGAGACUUGGAAAUUAAUGGGUAACAUUUUGCAUGAAAAUUACUGAAAACUUUUUUCUUAUCUCUGAGCCCUUCUGUGGAGAGUUAAUAGGAGGUUGACUGUGUACAUGGAUAAAAUGGAUCAUCUUAAAGGAUUGAAGUUCCAAAAAUAUAUCAGCAGGACUGGACAGGCUUGACAUAAUGAGAUUUCUAUUUUAGCCUGACUUGUGGAACUUUGAAUAGACUAAACUGAGCUACACAAGGUCUGGGAAGGAAGUUUCUCUUCCAAAAUGUUCUAGCUGCAUGUAAUAUUUUUCUUAUUCAAAUCUUUUGAAAAAGUGUAUUUAGUCAUCAAUUUCCUAAAGAAUAAAACUUUUAGACACUUAACAACUUUUAAUAUAUGAAGUGGGAUAGAAAGCAGCAAUCUGACUCAUACUGGAAAACAAAUUUAAUUAAAGAGCCAGACAUCAAGAAGUAAGAGGAGAAAUCUCUACCUAAGCACCGAUUGAGAUGGCAGAAGCUCCCGCAGAUGCCUCAACUGUGCCCGUAAUAACAAAGAAAAAGAAAAGUCUGUCCAUUGAGGAAAAGGUCGACAUCAUAAAUGCAGUGGAAAGUGGCAAGAAAAAAGCAGAGAUUGCAGCUGAGUAUGGAAUAAAGAAAAAUUCAUUGUCUUCUAUUAUGAAAAAUAAAGACAAAGUUCUAGAAGCUUUUGAAUCUCUGAGAUUUGAUCCAAAGAGAAAAAGACUGAGAACUGCCUUUUACACUGAUCUGGAAGAAGCAUUAAUGAGGUGGUAUCGAAUUGCACAAUGUCUAAAUGUACCAGUUAAUGGUCCAAUGUUGCGUCUAAAAGCUAAUGAUUUUGCCCAGAAACUGGGACAUAAUGAUUUUAAGUGCAGCAAUGGUUGGCUGGAUCGCUUUAAAUCCAGGUAUGGUUUAGUAUUCAGAGCUCAACCUGUAGAAGCUACAGCUACACCUGUAGACCCUUCAACUGUCUGGUGUCAAAAUGUACUUCCUUAUUAUUUAAAUGAUUAUCAUCCUGAAAAUAUUUUUAAUAUAAGAGAGACUGGGUUGUUUUAUCGAAUGUUACCUACGAAUACGUUUGCAUUUAAAGGAGAAACAUGCUCAGUUGGAAAAUUAUGCAAAGACAGAAUAACUCUGGGGGUUGGGGCAAACAUGGAUGGCUCAGAGAAACUUCCUUUGCUUAUCAUUGGGAAAAACAGAAAUCCACAUUGUUUCAAAAGCAUAAAAUCAUUGCCUGUGUAUUACGAAGCUAACAGAAAGGCAUGGAUGACCUCAGAAGUGUUUGAACAAUGGAUGCGGAAACUUGAUGAAAAAUUUCAAGCUCAACAAAGAAAAGUGGUGAUUUUUGUUGAUUCUUUUCCUGCACAUCCAGAGGUAAAGAACCUAAAAUCCAUUGAGUUAGCAUUCUUUCCAUCAUGUUUAUCUUCCAGAUUUAUAGCUAUGAAACAAGGUGUUAUUAAAAGCCUUAAGAUCAAAUAUCGACAUUGUCUUAUCAAGAAAUUUUUAAGCUCUGUUGAAGACAGCAAAGAAUUUAUGUUUUCCCUAUUAGAUGCAGUUGAUACAUUGCAUCUCUGUUGGAGGACUGUAACCCCAGAGACUAUUAUUAAGAGCUAUGAAGAGGCAGGAUUCAAAUCCCAUAAGGGAGAAGGUGACACAUCAAGUGCAGAGACAGACAGCACUAUUGAUUUGCUUGCCCAUGCUCUGGCAGCAGGGGUGGAAUUUCCUGAAGGUUUAUCUGUAGAAGACUAUGCUGCCCUGGAUGAUGAUUUGGAGACAUGUGAAGCUGCAUCAAGUGAUGAUUCAGUAUGCAUAAAACAAAGUAAAUCAGAUGAAACCGGAUUUUAUACUUCUGACGAAGAGGAUGACAGUGGAUGUCCAGAAACUGAACUCCCACUGCCUUCAAAAAAUGAGGCAUUAACUGCUUUAGAUACCCUUAAAAAAUUCCUUAGGAGUCAAGAUAUGAAUGAUAUGCUUCAUAAUUCUUUAGCAGACCUGGAGAAUUUUAUUAACUCUUUAUCAUCUAAAUAAUUAUUUUGUGUACACAUCUCAAGAGUACUAGGUUUUCCUGAUGUAUUUAUUAUAUAAGGUAUGUAAAGGGAAAAUACCACUUAAACAUAAGAAAUGAAAAACUUCUAA
Trichechus manatus latirostris (Florida manatee) is the source of this 2459-nucleotide messenger RNA. RefSeq names its product tigger transposable element derived 4 (gene TIGD4). The transcript is spliced from 2 exons. Gene Ontology annotation, molecular function: DNA binding. The record is from RefSeq and is a predicted model, not a curated record. The coding region runs from base 813 to 2351 and encodes 512 amino acids. Gene Ontology annotation, cellular component: nucleus. Lineage: Eukaryota; Metazoa; Chordata; Mammalia; Sirenia; Trichechidae.